Molecule: messenger RNA, 3577 nt
Organism: Cucurbita pepo subsp. pepo (vegetable marrow)
Lineage: Eukaryota; Viridiplantae; Streptophyta; Magnoliopsida; Cucurbitales; Cucurbitaceae
Product: glutamate receptor 2.8
Cellular component (GO): membrane
Molecular function (GO): ligand-gated monoatomic ion channel activity
Source: RefSeq, a predicted model, not a curated record
CCAAUUCAAAGUAAAAGAAGGGUAAGGAAUUUCGUGAAAGCUUACCAUCACUUUCUGGGAGGGAUGCAAACUAGAUCGUGUGCCGCCAAAUGCUUCGCAAAUUCUCUUUGAAUUAUCACCACACACUUUGGAAGACUGCUUCCUGCAUGACUCAUGACCCGGAAGGGGAGUUUUCUGCUUUGAAUUCUACUCAUCUUCGAACGUUUUUGUAUUGAUCUGAGAUUGCAUUGCCAAAUUGGUAAUCUGUGUUUGAUUCAUGUUAAUCGCAAUACUUUAAUGGCGAAGGAAAACAGAGUUAGUGAAGAAAUGUUUAAGAACAAGAAUUUAAAGUCGUUUCGAGGAAAAAAAUGUUGGGUUUAGGGUUUUAAUCUAUUUGCUUCCAUAUAUUCUCAUUGUUCCAUGUUUAUGGAUUGUACAAAUAGGAAACGGCUGGCUCUGAUUUGUGUUUGUGUUCUUGAAGAAUUAGAAAUUAAAAGGGUCUGAAUAUUUGUAAUGAUAGUCCCAAACUUUAUGAAAUUAUUGAACUCUUCCAUGGUGGUUGGAAUUGGAAUUAAUGAAACUUGGUUGUCAGGAUUUAUUGCAUGUUCUUGUGGACAGAGUCAAUGCUUGAAGUCUUGGAAUUUUGUGGACAAUUGGAUUCUUAGAGUGAAAAAAGAGAAGUUUAAAGAGAUGGUAGGGGUUUAUUGCUACACUGUAUAUAUUGGGAGGGAGAGAGCGAAGCCUUUGGCUUAUGCCUAUCAUUCUCAUAAGAAAUGGGAAAGCUUCACUUUCUGUUUUCUUUCUUGUUGUUGUUUGCUGCCAUGGUUUCUGGAAGGCAUGAAACUCAAAGAACUGCGGGCUCAACAAUGGUUGAUGGUAAACAGGGCAGGAUAGGAGCCAUUGUAGAUAUGAGUUCUAGGAUUGGUAAGGAAGAGAUUUUAGCUAUGCAGAUGGCUAUAGAGGAUUUUAACUCCUUGAGCAAUCGAAAUUUCAGUCUCGUCGUUAGAGAUUCCAGAAGUGAUCCCAAUCUAGCAGCUCUAGCUGCUAAAGAUCUCAUCAGUAUGCAACGAGUUCAGGUUCUUAUAGGGCCCCAAACCUGGGAAGUGGCAUCCGUAGUUUCGGAGGUUGGAAAUGAGGAGCAGAUUCCGGUAUUAGCGUUAGCUAACGAAAUACCGAAGUGGGCAAACGAGAAGUUCAAAUUCUUGGUCCAAGCUUCUCCCUCUCAGUUAAAUCAAAUGAGAGCUAUAGCUGGUAUUAUCGGUUCAUGGGAUUGGCGCCUAGUCAAUGUUAUAUAUGAAGAUAGAGAUUUCUCAACCACUGAAAUAUUUCCUCAUCUUGUACAUGCCCUCAAAGACGUAGGAGCUGAAGUAAGUGAAUUUGUUGGUCUCUCACAAUUUGAUUCUGAUUUAUUCACCAAAGAAUUGGAGAGGCUAAGAAGAGGGUCGAGCAGAAUUUUUGUAGUUCAUUUGCCAUUCAAGUUGGCACUGCGUUUAUUCGAGAUAGCAAAAGAGAUGAGAAUGAUGGGAAAGGACUAUGUAUGGAUCACCACCGAUACUUUCACAAGCCUUGCACAUUCUUUCAAUGUUUCUAUCAACUCUGUACUACAAGGAGUUGUUGGAGUCAAGAGCUACUUCCCAGAAAAAAAUCCUCGAUAUCGUGACUUUUAUCUUCGGUUUUGUCGAAGGUUUAGAUUAGAGCAUUUUGAUGAGGACAACAACGAGCCCGGUAUCUUUGCAGUACAGGCUUAUGAUGCUGCAACGACAGCAGCUAUGGCAAUGAGUGAAAUCCAAGAAAAGGGCAAUGAUCACUUGUUAGAAAAAAUAGAGCUCACUGACUUUCAAGGACUCGGUGGAAAGAUUCAGUUUAAGGACAGAAAAUUGGCCCCAGCUGAUACUUUUCAGAUUAUCAAUACCUUGGGAAGGAGUUAUAUGGAACUAGGCUUCUGGUCUGAUACAUUAGGAUUCUCGCAAGAGUUGAGGGAAAAUUCGUCUUCUAGCUCGUCGAUGAAGGAUCUUAGCCAAGUGUUUUGGCCAGGUGGAUCUUCUGAAACUCCAAAGGGAUGGGUCGUACCAACAGAUGCCAAUCCAUUGAGAAUUGGGGUGCCAACUGGUUCCAUGUUCAAACAGUAUGUACAAGUGGAAGAAGAUCAUAAGGCCUUCAAUGGACUUGCAGUUGAUCUGUUUAAAGAAACAUUAGUCAUCCUGCACGCCCCUCUGUCGUACCAGUUCUAUCAUUUCGAUGGCUCAUAUGAUGAUUUGGUGAAUGAAAUCUACUUAAAGAACUUUGACGCAGUUAUAGGUGAUAUAGCCAUAAUAUCACGACGCUAUGAACAUGCCGAGUUUACACAUCCUUACUCUGAAGCAGGACUGGUGAUGAUAGUUCCUACCACAAAUGACACAAGCAACAAAGCAUUGUUGUUCACAAAGCCCUUUACUGUGACCAUGUGGAUUCUAAUUGCUGUGGUAACCGUCUACAAUGGCUUUGUCGUGUGGUUCAUAGAACGAGGUCACUAUCCUGAACAUGAUGGUUCAAUGCUUGAUGAAGCUGGAGCCAUGUUUUUCUCAUCCUUCACCACUCUCUUCUCCUUGCACGGCAAUAGGCUGCACAGUAACUUAUCGCGGAUGGCUAUGGUGGCGUGGCUAUUCAUGGCACUUGUGGUAACUCAGACAUACACAGCUAAUCUUGCCAGCAUGCUCACUGUUCAAAAGUUCAAGGCGACUAUAUCGAAUAUUGAGACUCUCCAGAAAAUGAAUGCAUAUGUGGGAAACGGCAGAGGAACCUUUGUCAAAAGGUAUUUGGAAGAAGUUUUGGAAUUCCCUACCAAAAAUAUAAAAAACUACACUGCCCAAGACGAUUUAGCUGAGGCUCUCAGAAACCAGGAGAUAGCAGCUGCAUUUCUUGAAGUCCCUUAUGCAAAACUAUUCCUCGCAAGAUUUUGCAAUGAAUUCAUGAUUUCUGGACCAACCUACCAUGUUGGAGGAUUUGGAUUUGCGUUUCCGAGAGGCUUUCCGCUGUUACACGACGUUAACAAAGCACUGCUUAAGGUAUUUGAAAGUGGCAAGUAUAGAGAGUUGGAAGAAAGCAUGAUUGCUAGGGAGAAAUGUGAGGAUAGGGAAGCAAAAGUGAAAAGUUCAAGCCUCAGCCCCAAUAGCUUCUUUUUACUAUUUGUAUUAAGUGGAGGAGUAUCAACAUUAGCAUUGACAUUGUACACUAUCAGUGUUCAUAAAUCAUUUCUUCAACAGACCGUUCUUUGGAGAUUAAUGUUAGCUGUAAUCAAGAACUGGGGAAAUCACAGGAGGGAAUUUUCUCGACAACCAAACGACGUGCUGCUAACCGUCCCAAAGAUCUUCCCAAACGCUACAAACCUGCAAAUUCAGGUCCAGUAAACUGUAUAUGGUUCAGUUUUGUUUUAAGUAGAAUUAUGGGUAGAAGAUGACUAGGUAGCUUUAGUGGGAAAUAUGGAAAACCUUGUAGAUUAUUAACAAUUUUUCAUAGGUUGAUAUGUAAAAAUUUAUUCUUUGAUCCAAUGAACAGCUCACACAUCCCCUGGGGUUUAGUUUUUUUGAAUCACUUUAGUAUGAAUAUAGCUAUUUGGUCU